AUGAGAGGCUGUUGUGCCUCAGAGUCUCAGGAGAUUUCGGCGUUGUUGUCGGCGCUGACUGGGGUAACCUUUGACGUUACGGUACCUGGGGAGGAGCAUUGUGAAUCGCUUGCGACUGAGCGCGUCGUGUGGGAUCGUCGAGAGAACGUUCCUGACCGCUUCCCGCCAGCGCUGCCCGAUUGUGUAAGAAUUGGUUUUGCUGAUCAAGAUCGUAUCACCCCACGGCUGUUUCUAACCAUCGCUCUGCAGACGGUGGACGAGCUGAUGAAGAGCGGAGGUCGGUUGGUAAGCCAAGACCAGAUCCAGUUGGUGAGUGGUGCAAUUCGUCCGACGGUGAGAGUCGACUCAGCACGCGGCACCACGUCCGAGAGGAAUGCUGCUGACGAAGCGGAGAGAGUUCGAAGGGCCCAAGAGGUCUUGGUGCAGCUGGCCGAGGCUGGCAAGUUGACUGAAGGUGACUCAAUUACUCCGUUGCAGACAUCCAUGGCGAGCAUGAGCGAAUUGCGCGAGGCUCUGUUUAAAACCUACAAGGCACUUGAGCCCUCUGGUGACUACACGUCGUUCUUCUGGAAGGGCAUCUGUCGUCCGAUGUUGGGGAUAAGCUGGGAGGACAAGGUGGCAGUCAAGAGGAACAGACGCGGUGGCGUUGGAAAUUUCGUGUGCGAUCGGUGCAAACCCGGUGAAGUGAUGAGCCUGCCUGUGCCCAGCAAGGUGACCACGAACGUGCUGAGUCAACAUCCCAACAUGCAAGACUUCAUUCCUGACGAUCACCACCUACCACUUAAGGACUGGGUCGUGCUCGGGCCGGACGGCGAGGCUUACACGCCCCGCGGCCAGUGGCCGCCGCUAGAGACCGUGAAGGGGACCUGGAAGAGGAUCACCAGGAUGAGCGAGAGGGAGUUGGGCCGGAAAUCCCGGGAUGAAGGCCUCGUGACAUCCAUACCCUGGGU
Molecule: messenger RNA, 950 nt
Organism: Gregarina niphandrodes
Lineage: Eukaryota; Apicomplexa; Conoidasida; Eugregarinorida; Gregarinidae
Exons: 1
Source: RefSeq, a predicted model, not a curated record